AUGACAUUUAGAGAUUUUCAUCUUCUGAUAACAGCAGUGUUGUUUUUCAGUCUCUGUCACGCCCAAGGUACAACUCAAUGGGACGGGGCUAAAGUGGUAGACGGAAACUGUUAUCUGCUGGUCCGAACAGCAGUCAAAUGGGGCGAAGCCAAGAAAGCAUGUGAGGACAUAGGAGGAACUCUGGCAACCGUGUCUUCAGAAACUCUCAUGUCUGACAUACGCUCCGCCUUUAACUUUUACGAGAUGAGUUACUGGAUUGGUCUAAACGACAUAGCAACAGAAGGAACAUACGUGUGGACUGAGGACGGGAGCACGGCCAGUGGAAUCAGUGGCCUGUGGGGUGAAGACAGACCAGUAACUGAACCGGGCAACGAAUUUGACUGCAUCUAUGUUGACGAAACUGAUAAGUAUCUUGACCUUCAGUGUGGUACAGUCGCAACCUACUACCUGUGCAUGGAACCUGCAACAGUGCCCAAAUAUUAA
Physella acuta is the source of this 483-nucleotide messenger RNA. Its product is annotated as lectin BRA-3-like. Gene Ontology annotation, molecular function: growth factor activity. NCBI's taxonomy places the organism in Eukaryota, Metazoa, Mollusca, Gastropoda, Physidae. The record is from RefSeq and is a predicted model, not a curated record. Gene Ontology annotation, biological process: ossification.